CCGAGAUCUACACGUUGGUACCACAUUCGAUUAGGUCUGCUGUGCCUCCAUGAAGUUGCCAAGUUUUUUUUCAACAUGCAGUUGGUAUAAGUAUUAGGUUCUGGUAAUAUUUAUGCAUUGCGUUUAUUUCUCCUGUGCAGGAUUUCGACCUUCGUAUUUUCUAUUUUACUAAAGCAGAUCAUCUCAUAAAAUAAAAUGGAUAAAUUGCCUAUAGAUCUAGAGGACGGUAACCAUGAAGAAUUGAAGCUGUCGCUACAAAAAUUCAUUGCAGUUGUGGUGCACGAGCGCAAAUGCCGAGAUCGGAACUGCCCAUCAGCAAGCUGUCGACGCAUGAAGCAAAUUUUUCUACACUUCAAACAUUGCAAGUUGAUUGUGACAAAUUGUCCACUUUGUAAGGGAGUGUCAACAGCAUUGUACAACCAUGGCGUAUAUUGUGAAGACACAGAAUGUGUUGUGCCUGGAUGUCUGACAGUGCAUCCAAAAAAGAAACAGUAUCAAUUGCAGCAAGGAUUACAACAAGCCCAAUUGUUACUUGGUCAUAUGAGAAUUUCGAGCAGUUCUGCAUUGGGUGUGCCAUCCAGUUCAGGAGCUGGAUCGUCUCCUCUCCCAUAAUCGCGUACGAAAAAGAUUCGCUUAGUUUGUAAUUUUUUAAAGUAAUAUGAAGCUACUUAUUAAUAUACACGCAAACUCAAGCUGUUCUUUGGUGAUUGAUAAU
Molecule: messenger RNA, 715 nt
Organism: Planococcus citri (citrus mealybug)
Lineage: Eukaryota; Metazoa; Arthropoda; Insecta; Hemiptera; Pseudococcidae
Product: histone acetyltransferase p300-like
Exons: 3
Coding region: 196-612 (138 amino acids)
Biological process (GO): positive regulation of transcription by RNA polymerase II
Cellular component (GO): histone acetyltransferase complex; transcription regulator complex
Molecular function (GO): chromatin DNA binding; transcription coactivator activity; histone acetyltransferase activity
Source: RefSeq, a predicted model, not a curated record